This is a messenger RNA of Thamnophis elegans (Western terrestrial garter snake), 1246 nucleotides long. Its product is annotated as C-factor-like. Lineage: Eukaryota; Metazoa; Chordata; Lepidosauria; Squamata; Natricidae. The transcript has 6 exons. The record is from RefSeq and is a predicted model, not a curated record. The coding region runs from base 40 to 816 and encodes 258 amino acids.
CAGUACCGUUUGUUAGUUGGAUCAUAGCCGGCAAGAGAGAUGGCUCAACUGAAUCCAUCCAGCGUUCUGGUAACCGGGGCCAAUCGGGGACUUGGCUUGGAGCUGGUCAGGCAGCUGGUGGAGAAGAACAACCCCCCAAAAUGGAUCUUUGCCACUUGCCGGGACCCAGUGGGACCCCGCGCUCAGGAUCUGAAGAAUUUGGCUGCUGAACACCCACAAAUUGUCAUCAUCACAUUGGACACAAAUGAUCCAAGCAGCGUUAAGGAUGCUGCAGCCAAAGUCACAGAACAUCUGAAGGGGGCUGGACUGAACCUGCUGGUUAACAACGCAGGAAUUUUAAAACUGAGCACCAUAGAGACAGAAACGCCAGAAAACAUGUCGGAGGUAUACAAAACCAAUGUCAUCGGGCCCAUGAUCGUCAGUCAGGCGUUCCUUCCCUUGUUAAGGAAAGCAUCCCAAAAAAGUCCGCAGAAAGGCAUGAGCUGCAGCAAAGCAGCCAUCCUCAACGUAACUAGCGAGUGUGGCUCCAUGACAAACCUCUUUGCCUGGAAUAUGAAUGAGCUGAUCUCUUAUCGUUGCAGCAAGUCUGCUCUGAACAUGCUCACUCGAUGCCAGUCCAUGCACUUUGCCAAAGAGGACAUUCUGUGCAUUACAUUGCACCCUGGAUGGGUGCAGACUGACAUGGGAAACGAAUUGGGAUCACCCCCACUGACAAUGGAGCAGAGUUUGAGAGCUAUUGUGAACACCCUUGGCCAUCUCUCUGAGAAAGAUCAUGGCACGUUUGUUAACUGGGAAGGGAAACUUAUUCCCUGGUGAGAUAAUCUGCUUCACUGUACUGCAGAAUAAAGUUGUCAUCAAGGGCAAUGCAGCUUUACGCCUUCAGCGCAUAGUGUAUCCUGUUCUGCUGUAUGUGCUCCAGUUCUCCCUUUCUUUAGUUACUCUGCCCAUAAAACCUUGCUCGCUCAGAUCCUCCAGGCCCUGUUUGAUCUGAACUGAUCUUCCAAGUAUCACUGCAGAAGACUGCUAAAGCGUCCACUUCUGUCUUGCAAGCUGAAGAUAAUUUUUUUCUCUCCAGACCUCUGGAAUCUAAACCACACAGAUGGGAAAUCCCUGACGUCAUUGCAAUUGGGAGUAAUAUUCUGGAAAGAGAACAUGUGUCAGAGUGAAAUCUUAGGGCAGAGAAUUGGUUGAAUUGAAGACGCGUUCAAAUAGAAUAGAACAGAAUAGAAUUCUUGGUUGGCCAAGU